Messenger RNA from Acanthaster planci (crown-of-thorns starfish), 2074 nucleotides. Its product is annotated as splicing factor U2AF 26 kDa subunit-like. Lineage: Eukaryota; Metazoa; Echinodermata; Asteroidea; Valvatida; Acanthasteridae. The record is from RefSeq and is a predicted model, not a curated record. Gene Ontology annotation, cellular component: U2AF complex. Gene Ontology annotation, biological process: mRNA splicing, via spliceosome. Gene Ontology annotation, molecular function: metal ion binding; RNA binding.
CUCAUUUACAACAAUAAACUGACUACAUGUCCUCUUUUAAGUUUAUACGAUGCAAACUCAUUAUUUCUUUACCUUGUGAAAUUCUGCUUCAUCCUUAUUUACAGUGCUGUAUUCUACCGUUAUAACAGUGUAAUCGUGUUUUCUAUGCUUAGCACCCUAACAACAAAAUUCUUUGAGCCUAAACCACGAUUUUACGCAUAAUGAGUUCGAAGUUUCACUAGAAACUCAUUGUGAUCCAAUUGCUCUGCCUGAUCGUAACUUAAGCGAGGGACAGUAAAGCCAGUCGAAACACACACAGCUUUAAGAUGGCGGAAUACCUUGCGUCGAUUUUUGGAACAGAGAAAGACAAGGUCAACUGUUCCUUCUACUUCAAGAUUGGAGCUUGUCGCCAUGGUGACCGUUGCUCACGACUUCAUAACAAGCCGACAUUCAGUCAGACCAUAGUGCUGUCCAACAUCUAUCAGAAUCCACAGAACACUGCACAAAGUGCAGAUGGAUCACACAUUUCCAACAUUUCUGAUGUGGAAAUGCAGCAGCACUUUGACGACUUCUUUGAAGAAGUUUUCACAGAGCUGGAAGAGAAGUACGGGGAGAUUGAAGAGAUGAAUGUGUGCGAUAACCUAGGUGAUCAUCUGGUGGGCAACGUCUAUGUCAAGUAUCGGCGCGAGGAGGAUGCAGAAGCCGCUGUGAAUGAUCUCAACAAUCGAUGGUUUAAUGGUCAGCCAAUCAGAGCAGAGCUGUCCCCGGUGACGGACUUCCGUGAGGCCUGCUGUCGUCAGUAUGAGAUGGGGGAGUGCACCCGCGGCGGCUUCUGCAACUUCAUGCACCUGAAGCCCAUCUCCCGCGAGCUUCGACGGGAACUCUACGGCCGGCGCAAGCGAAGCCGGCGCUCCCGUUCCCGCUCACGUAGCCGAGAAAAAAGAGGGCGUUCUCGUUCCCGGAGCCGAGAACGCCCUCGUCGACGCGAUAGGUCCAGGGAUCGGGAACGCUCAGGCCGUUUCUAGGCGUCCCCCCCACCAGUGCAUGUUGAUCCAUAGGAGUCCACCCCUUUCGAAGUAGGCCUACUUUGAAGUAUGAGGAACUUUGUAGUAGGGCUCAUAUUGAAUCCACUACUCAACGCUGGCUUUUAUUAUUAAGCCUCAUGCUGUUGGAUACAAGGACAUUCCUUGGUUACUUUUGUAUCCACAGUCUUGUAGGAAAUUUCCUAGUGACAGUAUUUACGAUGACCACUGAUCUGUGACAUAAUUGCUUACACCACAAACUGACACGUGAUACUUGAGUGUGCUCCGUUUGCAUAAAAUUUUCAAAUCCACAUAAGUGUGCUCUGGCACAGUCUUAAAAUCUGUCGUUAAACACUAAAAGCUCCGGUGUAUGUAAGCUUUCAACCACGAUUGUGUUUGUAAAGCACUCGGCCACAGCAUCUGGCUGUAAGUGCCAUCUUUAGUCGCUGGACCUUACCUCGAUAUACUCUGUUGUCAUAGUGAAUUAUUGUAGGUUGACUCGGUUUUGCUAAUGUUCAGUUCCUGCUGCAUUGACUUGGCAGGUGUGUUGGUAUGUAAAUAGCAUUCAACCUUAAAAGUCCACAUAUAGUAGCAUCCCCUUAAUUUGCUGAAAUGAAAAUUUACCCAUUAUCACUUUGGCUCCGCUCUUCCACACAAUUAUACACCACUGCAAAAUGCAGACAAAAAGCUGUCUUGUAUAUAAUCUUGUCUUGUAGAAGUUAAACAUGUAGUUAGCAUUUUGUUUUGGCUUACCUAAUGUACUCGUGAGAGCAACCAACUUUGUUUCUAUGAUUUGCUCUGCUUGGAGCGUUUCCUUUGAUAUGAUGUAAAAGUACUCGCAGGAAAACUUCAACAUUAAUUUUUGUUUGAAUUUGUUUGGGGGGUGGGGAAUUUAUUGAGAAUACACAAAGUGGCGAAGUUUACAUUUGUUAAUUAAUGGGAUUGUUUUGAUUUGUCGCUUUAAAAAAAGUCCUUUCAUGGUUUUUGUUUUAAGUUAGACUUGCUGUAUGCAUUAAUACCGUUUUUGAAGUAGACCAAAAUAAAAGCUGUUUGUGAAAAUUCGAGGAAAAAUA